This is a messenger RNA of Larimichthys crocea (large yellow croaker), 653 nucleotides long. Its product is annotated as perforin-1. The record is from RefSeq and is a predicted model, not a curated record. Lineage: Eukaryota; Metazoa; Chordata; Actinopteri; Sciaenidae. Gene Ontology annotation, molecular function: wide pore channel activity. Gene Ontology annotation, biological process: defense response to virus; T cell mediated cytotoxicity; immunological synapse formation. The transcript has 2 exons. Gene Ontology annotation, cellular component: membrane. Bases 47 to 433 code for a protein of 128 amino acids.
AGAGAUUAGAAGAAAGCUAUCAGGACUACAGUGUCUCAGUGAAGCCAUGGCCUCGAGUCUUCCUGUCCUCCUGCUGGUCCUCUGCAGUCUUGGUGUGGCUCAGGCCUUAUUGGAGGUGGAUAGUCUGCGGGCAAGAGGUCUUAAAGGUGACGCGACCUCCGCAGCAGACUGCUAUGUCAAGCUGUUCUAUGACUCAAGAAGUAUGGGUAUGACAUCGUUCAUAGUUAACAAUAACAACCCCUGGUGGGAUGACAAGUUCGCCUACCCUGCAGCAGUGCAGGGCGGCAUACUGAAGGUUGAAGCUUUUGACAAGGACCUCAUGUUUGAUGACAAGCUGGGAUCCUGCAACUAUGUGCUGAAGCGGGGAACCUGGGAUCACGAAUGCUACCUGGCGAAAGGUGGUGUCCUCUCUUUUCGCUACAAGCUCACCUAAGAGCUAUGCAUAGACAUCUCUCAGACUAGGUCUGAGGAAUAAUUUCAUAAUGUAUCAUUUCUAAGCAACUAAGCUUUCAGUGCUUAUGUUCUCUGUCCAGAAAAAAUUGUCACUCAAACUCCUCAAUCAUCAUUCUGGUGCCUUUGUUGCACUGCAUCAUAAUCUAUUUUACCCUGUUUCCAAUGUUAUCAAUAAGAAAUAAACUGCUGCAACAAGCAAA